AUUCUACAAAAAUAAAAGUAAAUAUAUUUUUUGAAGCCCAGCAAUCUGUAAAAAUCAAAAGACUUUCAAAAUUGGCUUACUUUCAUACUAUCAAUUGAAUUUUUUUUCUUGGCAAAACUGAUUUCAUGCCAGUUUGGAAAACUCUGUUUAUCUAUGCAGAUAGAUCAGUAAUUGUGACUUCAAUUGUUAGAGUUGCCUGAGGGACUAAGGUUAAAUGAUUUCAUAGUCACACAACCAGUAUGUUAUCCCAGAUGAUUUGAAAUUAGGUUUUUAUGAUUUAUGUGCCAAGUAGGUAUUCAGAUUAUUGUUUCUUCCCCGGCCCUCAUUUAAAAGUCUUCCUUUUCUUCUUUUCUCUUUUUCACUUCCCACUUCCAUUUGCCCUUCUAGAGAAACAUUUAAAGGUUGGAAAAUAUAGCUAGAAAGCAAUUAAGUGUUUCCUAUUGUGAUGUCACAGAAUGUAUCACUAUGAAAAGUACAACGGUACAACAGAGCAUUCAUUUGUAUUUUAUAGGACCUUAAAAAAGUGAGUACUGUCUGGUACUCUCCUUUUAUAUGCUGAAUCAAAUUAAUGCUGUUUUCCAGCAUAUAUUGAUUUUGGAUUAAGAGUGGUAUUAUAACAUAAGUAUCUAAUUCUUGGUCAUACUGUAUUCAGGCUUAAGUUUUGCCCUAUUGACCAAAAUACUGGUGCCAUAGGAUAGAUUGGCCAGAAGCAUUGGCCCAGUUUUCUUAUCUGUUUCUCUCUAUACUGGUUAUAAAAUGCUACUUACUAUCAUCCAUGUACUGUAUAAAAAAAGUAGCAGAUACCUGGAAAAUGUUCUUCAUCCUAUUUACUACUUCCUAUCCAAAUUUUACUAGUCUCACCUGCUUUCACUAUAAUUUUUACUUCCCAGCUGGCCUUUUCUCUAUCCUUGCCUGAUAAUACUGGAACCUACAGGAUAAUACUGGAGUUUUAAUAUAUGAUGAAUGGAAAUAGGAGUGGAUUUUGAGAAAACAAUGGCAAAGACAAUUAAAAAAUGCAGUGUUUAUCCUCCUAAAUCUACAGUGUCUUCUCUUCUAGCAAGUUGCAGUUUGAACAACAGUAAUUCUUCUAACUCCGGUGGUUCAAUAAAGUAUAAAGAUAAGCUUUACAGCUCUGCUUCUCAGGCAUUACAGGCCUACAUUGAUGAUUUUGAGCUAGAUUGUAUGUCUCAUGAUAUAAAUGUUAGAAAAUUUGACCUUGAUCAGUAUUCUAAGUUCUCCAAAUUUCUUUCAAAAUCCUCAAAUGGUUUUCAAGACUUUGACUUCAAAAGAUCAAAGUCAUUGUCUUGUAGAAACCAGAUGAUUAAUGAUAUAGACUCUAUUAGCCUAACAACUGAUGAUCUAGUACAUUUUCCACCAGAUGGAUCAUUGCCUACCGAUACUUAUAUUGGAUCACUACAUGAAAAUAGCAAGCAGAACAGAAAAUUUCUUAAAAAGACUUCAUCAGAAAAUGAAAGGAAUACCAGUUUUCUAGAUCCUUGCAAUUCUGUGGAGAAUGAGGACCUAUUUACUCCUGUUCUGUUCUCAGAUACCAAUGAAAAACAUUGUGGUGUGAUAAAAAAAACUUCAAAUAAACAUUGCAAAUAUAUUUCUCCUUUAUCAGCACAUUCUUCAGAAAUGCCUUCUCUUACAGAAAAGUCAAAGCACCAUACUAGAAAAAAUUACCCAAGAUGGCUUACUAGUCAGAAGUCUGACCUUAAUGUAUCAGGGAUAACUAGUAUUCCUAAUUACAAUUAUCCACUUUGGCUACACGAUCAAGAUCUGUUACCUGAUUCAUCCUGUCAAAGUAGUUCUCAGAUGCAAAGAAAAGAACAGCACAUUUAUAUGGAGAAAAAGAAAACUCAGUUUGCUCACAAAUUGGAUUGUUAUGAACAUUCACUUAAACACUGCAGCAGCAUUUCAGACUCCACCAGUGACAAAGUAUUAGUUAAUUGUAAACAGAGUUGUGAACUUGGUCGAUUUCAGGAUGAGAAUAUACCUUUCUCAGGGCAAUCAAAAAAGCCAUUCAGUGAUGACAAAAUUGAAUUGCUUAUCCUGAAGGCCAAGAGAACUCUAGACCAUUCUCCUGAAGGAUUAUCAAGUACUAUGAAAAAUGAUGUCAAUCCCUGCUCACUAGAUAAACUAGAAACAGAAAGAUCAUGGGACAAUAUUCCAGUUACUUUCAAAUCUCCUGUGCCUGUGGAUUGUGAUGAAAGACCUCAACAAAUUGUAAAAGUGAAACGUGUUCAUGAGUUCCUUGAGGAUUGUUUAAAUGCAGAAAAUCCGAGAAGUACGCUGUCUGGAGGUAAACAUCAUGGUCCUGUUGAAGCUCUGAAACAAAUGUUGUUUAACCUUCAAGCAGUGCAAGAAAGUUUUAAUCGGCAUAAAUAUGCUGAGCAAGAUGAAGAGACUAAACAAAGGGAGAACUUUUACUCUGAUGAUAGCUUUAGCUGCAUCUCCAAAGUGUCGUGUUCAGAGGAUGAAAGUUCUAUAAAGGAAGAUGUAAUUCCUAUUACUAGAUCUCUUCAAAAGGCUUUGCACCAUUUGUCCCGCCUGAGAGAACUAGUUGAGGAUACCCGUGGUAAAUCAAACCUAAUAUAAUCACAGAAGAAUGAAGAUUUUACAAACUAUCUAACAAACAAAAAUUGAGAUUUCUUUUUAAAUGUUCAUAAAUGGGCUAAUUUUUUUUGUUAUUUCAGAGAUAAUUACUGUAAAUCAUCCUGUUCCCUUAAAAUAAAAAAUUUUAAGCGACAUUGUUUUGCACCUUAACUUCAUUACAUACUCAAAUAAUAGAAUUGGAGAUGUAUGAAAAAGCCCCACCUACCUGUUUUCAGCCUAGUAAAUGUUUAAGUCACAUUAAACAAAUAAUUUCUGUUCUUUUCCUUCAA
Messenger RNA from Antechinus flavipes (yellow-footed antechinus), 2885 nucleotides. It is a transcript of the gene C1H18orf54, whose product is annotated as chromosome 1 C18orf54 homolog. The transcript has 9 exons. Bases 964 to 2598 code for a protein of 544 amino acids. NCBI's taxonomy places the organism in Eukaryota, Metazoa, Chordata, Mammalia, Dasyuromorphia, Dasyuridae. The record is from RefSeq and is a predicted model, not a curated record.